UCUUGAAGGGUGGUAUAAGGAAGACACAGACGACCUUCAUAUAACUCUUUCUUGCUGAUGCCUUCAGGCUUAUUUGUUUUCAAGAACCUUAUCCGUACGUAAAUUUCUACUAUUGAAGCUAGCUAGUGCAGUGAUCAAAAUGGAGGAAUAUCUUCCCCCAGGGUUCAGAUUCCAUCCCACAGAUGAGGAGCUCAUUACGUUUUAUCUAACGAGAAAGGUUUCAGAUGUCAGUUUCACUUCUAAAGCUAUUGUAGAUGUUGAUCUCAACAAGUGUGAACCUUGGGAUCUCCCAGGCAAGGCUUCCAUGGGAGAGAAAGAAUGGUAUUUCUUUAGCUUAAGAGAUCGAAAAUACCCAACAGGACUUCGAACCAAUCGAGCCACUGAAGCAGGGUACUGGAAGACCACAGGGAAGGACAAGGAGAUCUUUCGUGGGGCAGUGCUGGUGGGAAUGAAGAAAACCCUAGUCUUCUACAAAGGCAGAGCUCCAAGGGGUGAGAAAAGUAACUGGGUUAUGCAUGAAUACAGGCUUGAAAACAAACACCCCUUCAAGCGCACCAAGGAGGAAUGGGUAGUUUGUAGGGUAUUCCAGAAGAGCUCAGCAGCUAAAAAGCCACAGCAGACACAAUCAUCGCAGCAAUCUCUAGGGUCUCCAUGUGAUACAAAUUCUAUAGUCAAUGAGUUUGGAGAUAUCGAGUUGCCAAACCUAAACAACAAUGUGAAUUCAUCAAAUGAGUUCAACAAUAUCUCAACACAAAGUAAUUACAGCAACCAAGCCAACGUAGACAUGAAUAUUAAUGUCCAGAACUGGGCUAGCCCUUCACUUUCAUGGCCUUCAAGCUUGCUUAGCCCGAAUCUCGCAAUCAAUUCCUUGCUUCUCAAGGCAUUACAGCUGAGGAGCUAUCAACAAAGAGAAGCUGCUGCUGCUGCUGCUAAUGCUGCAAGUAGUAGUGAUCAUUACUCAUUUCUCACACAAGGGACUAGCAUUCCUCAGUUUGGGACAGAUUUAAAUUCAAAUGUCCAGGGUUCUUCUUCUUCUUCCAGGGUUUUAGAAACAGUGCAGCAACCAGUACAGCAGGAGCAACCAUUCAUUUUGGACUCCAUUUGGUGAAGCUGUGAAGUUGAAAACUAACAUCUUUUUCUGGUGACUCAUAUGGUAGAAGUAUUGGGGCGACCAACGUAGCUCUAAGCAUAUGCCACAAGAAAAAUAAAAUGGCUGGUGUAGUUAGGUGUAAAAAUUGAAAAACCUUCAAAACUGUCUUUGUGGUUAUGUGUCUUAAUUUCAAGUGUUAAAGUUGUAAGGCAAAGGUUAAACUCCUUAAUUGUUUAGUAAUUGUCAUCUUCGUGUACUUAAUUUCUUACAUAAAUUCAAUGUUCAGGGUGAAUA
Molecule: messenger RNA, 1384 nt
Organism: Manihot esculenta (cassava)
Lineage: Eukaryota; Viridiplantae; Streptophyta; Magnoliopsida; Malpighiales; Euphorbiaceae
Product: NAC domain-containing protein 100
Exons: 4
Coding region: 140-1108 (322 amino acids)
Biological process (GO): regulation of DNA-templated transcription
Molecular function (GO): DNA binding
Source: RefSeq, a predicted model, not a curated record